CCAACGCUUCGUCGUUGAGGUUUGUUUUUACAUUGCCGGAUCCUUCCACCUCUCGGAGCACGUGGCGUUUCAUAAUCGGAGGGUUUUUAGUAAUUUACCUGUUCUAUAUUAAUAUACAUAGUUUCUGUGAUCAUGGGUAAACCAGGUUUUGGAGGAGAAAGAGGUGGUGGUAGAAGCAGUUUUGGUGGACGAGGAGGUGGUGGCGGUAGAGGAGGGGGCGCCAGAGGCGGUGGUGGCCGCUUUAGUGGUGGUGGUGGCGGCAGAGGCGGUGGAGGACGCUUUAGUGGCGGUGGAGAAGGAGGUCGAGGCCGUUUUAGUGGAGGUGGCAGCGGAGGUCGAGGAGGUGGCUUUAAAGGAGGUAGACCCAAUGGUGGACGUGGCGGGCGUGGAGGCCGCGGAGGUGGACGAGGAGGUAUGAAGGGUGGUUCAAAUGUAAUCAUUGAACCUCACAGGCAUGAUGGUGUUUUCAUUGCAAGAGGAAAAGAAGAUGCUCUAGUGACUAAAAAUAUGGCUCCUGGAGAUGCCGUUUAUGGUGAAAAGAGGAUAUCUGUUGAGACUGAUGGAGAAAAAAUUGAAUAUAGAGUUUGGAAUCCAUUUAGAUCAAAAUUAGCAGCUGCAAUUCUUGGCGGAAUUGAUCAAAUUCAUAUGGGUCCUGGUUGUAAAGUGCUUUACCUUGGGGCGGCUUCUGGUACAACAGUUUCCCACGUAUCAGACAUUGUUGGGCCUGAAGGUCUUGUAUAUGCCGUCGAGUUUUCACACAGAUCCGGAAGAGAUCUGUUAAACGUUGCUAAAAAAAGGACCAACAUUAUUCCAAUCAUUGAAGAUGCCAGGCAUCCACAAAAGUAUCGAAUGUUGGUCAGUAUGGUCGACUGUAUAUUUGCUGAUGUCGCUCAACCCGAUCAGGCUAGGAUAGUCGCAUUAAAUGCCCACAACUUUCUGAAAAAUGGAGGCCAUUUUGUUAUUUCAAUUAAGGCAAACUGUAUAGACUCGACAGCUCAACCUGAAGCUGUGUUUGCUGGGGAAGUUAAGAAAUUACAAUCAGAAAAAUUAAAACCCCAAGAACAACUCACUCUUGAACCAUAUGAGAGGGAUCAUGCUGUAGUCGUCGGUGUUUACAGGCCACCUGCUAAGAAAGCUUAAGACUAUUUUGUAAUUUUUUUAGAUUAUAUUAAAGAACGAUUUAAUAGCUUAAUUUUUACAAAUUUCUUGCAAAUAUAUAUAUAUAAAACAUUGCACAAUGGAUAUUGAAAUCAAACACUGUAUAAUUUGAAAUGUUCACAAAGUAAUAUGUUGGUUAAAAAUAACUUUUAAUAAAACUUAAAAAUAA
Molecule: messenger RNA, 1327 nt
Organism: Cimex lectularius (bed bug)
Lineage: Eukaryota; Metazoa; Arthropoda; Insecta; Hemiptera; Cimicidae
Gene: Fib
Product: rRNA 2'-O-methyltransferase fibrillarin
Exons: 6
Coding region: 133-1140 (335 amino acids)
Biological process (GO): rRNA methylation; box C/D sno(s)RNA 3'-end processing
Cellular component (GO): small-subunit processome; box C/D methylation guide snoRNP complex; nucleolus
Molecular function (GO): rRNA methyltransferase activity; histone H2AQ104 methyltransferase activity; RNA binding
Source: RefSeq, a predicted model, not a curated record